This is a messenger RNA of Nomia melanderi (Alkali bee), 851 nucleotides long. RefSeq lists its product as uncharacterized. The record is from RefSeq and is a predicted model, not a curated record. NCBI's taxonomy places the organism in Eukaryota, Metazoa, Arthropoda, Insecta, Hymenoptera, Halictidae.
CCAAGGAUUCUCUGAUGUCUACAAAAAUGCCUCUAACGAAUUGAUUCGCUAAGUUUACGACAGAGGUCGCAACACGUCCACUUUUUAUAUCAUUUACUAUACUAUCUCAUUAUAAGCACCAGCUUAAAAAUUCAAAAAGUAUUAAAACACUUAAUUGUUGGAAAAACAUGUCAGAAAUUGAUAAUACAAUAGAAAUAAUGAGCACAGAACCAGAGGAAAAUGUCGAAACACCACACGAAGAAGUCCAGAAUCCUACAGACAAAAUAAACUUUUUAAUGGAACAACUUUCGGAGUUGAAUGAUAUGAUCAGUGCGUACAAGCAAAACCGAGAUGACUGGGAAUCUUAUUUGUCUACUUUCCAAAUAAGCAAUUGGACGAAACAAGUUAAGCACAAUGAAUUAAAGAAAAGGGAGAACCAUCUGAGGAAAACGAUUUCCGAAACGAUGAGAAUGACGGAUAAUGUGGAACAAGAAUUGAAAAAUUUAAUAUCGCAAAAAAUAGGUGCUGAUUUUGGGAAAAAGUGUUCUAAUUACACGGAAAAUUUUCUAUGCGCAUAUACGAAAUAUUCUUCAGAAAAAUUGUCAAAGGACAUUGAAUGGUACAAGCAUCAGUGCGAAAAAAUUUAUUGCGGACUACCAACGCUAAUAAAGGAAGUAGAAAAUUUAGAAGUACAACAUGGCUUAGAUAGUUGCAUUUCUGACGGACAUACAGAAAAAACAUUAGAAAUGUUUGCUUUGUCGAAUAAUAUAAUAAUAAGUUAUAAUAAUAAUAAAAUACAAAAAAUUGAAGCUGCGCAACAGACAUUGGAAAAAUUGGAGGACAAGUUGAACUGCAAAAGUACGAGAUUAUAG